Molecule: messenger RNA, 794 nt
Organism: Suillus plorans
Lineage: Eukaryota; Fungi; Basidiomycota; Agaricomycetes; Boletales; Suillaceae
Exons: 5
Coding region: 70-684 (204 amino acids)
Source: RefSeq, a predicted model, not a curated record
CGUUAGGGGCGCAACAAUGUUUCAGUGUAUACAAGUCUUUCACCCUCUCCGCCAAGCAAACCACAUUCAAUGAGCUAUCUUACUUCAGUACGCAAUUCUCUAAAGAGAACACUCGGAGCUCCGUCGCGAUAUGCAAGUGCGAGGUGUGCUAACAAAGCAGACACCUUGUCAAGCCGACGGUAUGAUGAUGGAAGACGGUACACUAGUACGAUGCAUGACAAUGAUCCAGAGACGCUGGAGCGAGAGAAACGAAGAAACUUGUCCGGCACCCAGCUUGAAACUUCCGCGAAUGAUGAUGCACCAGGGUGGAACGAAAAUCUCGCGUCUGAAUCUGAAGCACACGUGAAGGCUGAUCGCUCUUCCGUCACAUUUAAUGAUCUUCAGCGCAAGACGAUUGAUUUUGUUAAUGCAAAGCACCAAGCAGACGAGCGAAUGGAUCACAGAGAGGCAUCCUACCUGAAAGACGAAGUAACUGGUCCCCUUGGCACCGCGAGAGUGGGUGAGUUCGAGGGCGUUGUUGGUGCCGGUGAUCUUGGAAUAGAUCAGGAGGGCACUGACAUAGAUUCAGACGGGCGUACCAUUAAGCGGCACAUCGUCUAUGAGGAGACAAUCGAAGUUGUGAGAGAGCCCUGUCCAACGGAGAGCGAGGCUGAUGUAAAGGCAGAUCGCGGGGAAUAUUCUUGAAUCACGCCUGUUAACAUCGCGCGAUUAAUGUCGCCCUUAUUGAAUCGAUACUCAACUUAGCCGUAGGCCUAUAUUCCAUUCACUAAAUCAUGCCGUAUGCUCCGAAGUGU